Messenger RNA from Aspergillus brunneoviolaceus CBS 621.78, 539 nucleotides. RefSeq lists its product as uncharacterized. The coding region runs from base 330 to 524 and encodes 64 amino acids. The transcript has 2 exons. The record is from RefSeq and is a predicted model, not a curated record. Lineage: Eukaryota; Fungi; Ascomycota; Eurotiomycetes; Eurotiales; Aspergillaceae.
CAGUCCUGCUCACCCUUACAUUAGUGGCAAUUUCGACGGCCCCAUGCUUGCUUCUCCUACCCCUAAGUCUGUCUUUUCGCUUGCCCUUGCUAUCUACAAUAAUCUGCAGAGAUUCUUCUUUCAAGUGACUGACUGACUGACUUACUACUCCAGAAUUCAGUGACGGAAGUGGCCCCAAAUCCGCGAACGGAUCUAAAAGAAGCCCGGCUCAAAACUCCACUUCAAGUCCACUUUGCUCUCACUCAAAGGAGACAAUUUCCCGGUGAAGCGCGCAGGGUGGACAGACCCUUGGAAAAUCUGGGGACUCCUCCAGAGUCCAAGCAGUCUAAAUGACUCUCAAGGAGGGAUCGCCCCCAAAAAUAACCCUGGAGUGGCACUACCGUCGCUCUCUUAUCCGCCUCUUCGCUGGCUACUCCACACCCAGGGAGAGAAACUGGGCGCUGAUAAGCCCGGCUCUUCGCUUGGCCAAUUUGAGCCAGAACAAUGAGCUGAUUGAUUGCUCGUGGCAGUGGCAGUGGCAGUGAGUGAAGGUCAUGCGG